GUUGUGUUUGAUUGGUCGCUUGUAGCAAAUCUAGCAGUCUUUCAAAAACGUUGUAGCUAUCUAUGCUUGAUUGAUUGCUAAAGUUAGCUCAAAACGCCAUUCAACUGACAACCUUUGUUGUGUUUGAUUGCUAGCUUGUAGCCAGCGGUGAACGAACUUCGGUACGUACUGUAGGGCCAUUUUUACUGUAUUAACAUUACAGAAGUCCCUCGUUAGCAUCUUGUGUGUUACUUGUCGCAAAAGUGACGCAUGCGCAACUCACCGCUUCACUCGUCUCGACUCAAAUUUGCAAUCGCCUCACAUUGGGCAGUGACACUUCGUGUUCAGGAAGAUAGCUAAUCAGGUCCGAGUUCACAUGCACAGUUUAAUGCUAACGGGGGAGACGUUUUAUCUAUUUCCUGUUGUUUCCCCCCCAUGGUGAGUUUUCAUUAAGCAAUAAUGUCAUCGAAGCAUACCAAGCCCAACUUCAGCCAUUCUCAGUUGGUUGAGAUAAUGAAGAGGGUCUUCAGGCUGACGCCUUCAGAAAUCCGCUCUCUGCCGAGCUAUGAUGACCAGAAUUUCUACGUGGCCGCCAUUGAGGGUGGCGAGUACGUCCUUAAGAUAAUGAACUCAGAAGACAGUAAGAACACUGCCCUGAUUGAGAUGCAGAACUAUGCAAUGACCGUCCUGCACCGGCAUGGACUCCCUGCCCAAACAGCCCUGCCCACUGCCUCCGGACAGCUCAUGAGCCUGGAAGAAGUAGAUUGUGGCUAUGGUUGUCAGAAGUACCUGGUGCGGCUGUUGACUUAUUUGCCUGGAACCACUAUUUCCAAGGUUCCUUUAACACCACAGUUACUCUAUGAAACCGGCAAGAUGGCAGCCAGAAUGGACCAAAUCCUGCAAGAGAUGGAGCACCCUCAUCUCGGCGUGCUGCAGAGAAAGAACUUCAUAUGGAGUCUGUCAAGCGUUCCCCUCCUAGAAGCAUACAUGAAUUUAUUAGAUGGAGAUCCUCUUGAGGAGGCUGUGAAGUCUGUCAUUCGUCAGUACAAGACCUCUGUGGUCCCUAAUCGCUCCAAUUUCCGCAAGUGCAUUAACCAUGGUGACUUCAAUGACCUCAAUGUGCUUGUACAACCUGACGAGAGUGACGGCCACAGGAUUUCUGGCAUCCUUGACUUUGGGGACAUGAACACUGGCUACUACAUCCAUGAGCUAGCUAUCACUAUCAUGUACAUGAUGACGGAGCACCCUAAACCCAUUGAGGUGGGAGGACCUGUCCUCGCAGGCUGGGAAAGUGUCCUUCCCCUCAACAAGGCAGAGAAAGAAUGUCUUUAUGUGCUGGUGCUGUCCCGCUUCUGCCAAUCGUUGAUUUUAGCUCGUCACGCUGUGAUCUUGCAUCCUGAAAAUGCAGAGUAUCUGAUGAUUACAUCUAGGACGGGCGUCCACAUUCUCCAUCAACUCUGGGAGCUUGGAAAGGAGCAGGUGGAGAAGGUCUGGUUUCAGAGUGCAGCUCGAUUCAGUGAAAGGAAAUGAGAAAUAUGUAAGGUAAGCCAUUCACAAAUUUUGACGCACAGGGAGAAUGAAACCGAUUUGAUUCCACAGCAAAAGAACAACACAUUUUACUCUUGAGAUUCAGACAUUUUGGUGUUUAAAUACAGCAGUGUGUCUGAAUAAGAGAUGGGUAAGCUAGCAAAAAACGUUGUGCAAGAGGACGUAUUGGUACUCUAUGGUUACUAUGAAUCAUGCACUGUGAAAG
Messenger RNA from Etheostoma spectabile (orangethroat darter), 1732 nucleotides. It is a transcript of the gene hykk.2, whose product is annotated as hydroxylysine kinase, tandem duplicate 2. The transcript is spliced from 5 exons. Gene Ontology annotation, molecular function: amino acid kinase activity. Bases 439 to 1509 code for a protein of 356 amino acids. Lineage: Eukaryota; Metazoa; Chordata; Actinopteri; Perciformes; Percidae. The record is from RefSeq and is a predicted model, not a curated record.